AUGGAUGAGGCACAGCAAAUAUAUGGUGCACAAGAUGUCGAAGAAUUGAGUCGUCAAGAAAAAGAUUCAGAUGAAAAACUGAUACAAGAAGAGGGCCCAACAUGCAGUCACACAGCGGACGCCCAUAUUGCACCCAUUUCUGGUGAGGCUGUAAGCAGUCGCGAAUGCGACAAUCACAUUGAUACAAAGGACCUACUCAAGGAAGCGGAGCGGAAGUUUAGAAGAGAAAGGGAUCGAGUUGUGGAUCAAGUUAAGGGUGAAUGGAGAAGAUUCACCAGGAGAUUUUGA
This is a messenger RNA of Anisakis simplex (herring worm), 288 nucleotides long. NCBI's taxonomy places the organism in Eukaryota, Metazoa, Nematoda, Chromadorea, Rhabditida, Anisakidae. The record is from the annotation of a GenBank genome assembly.